Gambusia affinis (western mosquitofish) is the source of this 2812-nucleotide messenger RNA. RefSeq names its product SprT-like N-terminal domain (gene sprtn). The transcript is spliced from 5 exons. Gene Ontology annotation, biological process: DNA repair. Bases 255 to 1871 code for a protein of 538 amino acids. Gene Ontology annotation, cellular component: nucleus. The record is from RefSeq and is a predicted model, not a curated record. NCBI's taxonomy places the organism in Eukaryota, Metazoa, Chordata, Actinopteri, Cyprinodontiformes, Poeciliidae. Gene Ontology annotation, molecular function: metalloendopeptidase activity; polyubiquitin modification-dependent protein binding; single-stranded DNA binding.
AUACAUCAUUUGCACUGCAGCACUUUGACUUACCGGCUCUAGUUUUUAGCAAACAGGCAGUUAUCUGUUACUCUUGGCUCUGAAAAUAUGGCUUAAUUCGGAUGUAUGACAAAAACCCACGCACUUUUACUCUGAUAGGUUUUUAUUAUGAUCUGGUCGAAGUUGUUGCUCACUCCAGAACUUAGGUUGCUUUUAUUUUACAUGAAUAUCGGGCAACAAAGCUAGUUAGCCUCCUGCUGCUUCUUGUUGUUGUCAUGGAUGCUGAUUUCCUGCUCGCCAUUCAGCUUCAGGAACAGUUCGACACCGAAUACCAGACUUCCCAGAUCCCACCGGACUGUUUUCUGGAUAAUGACUUCGGACAUAGCAGUAAGAAACAGAAAGUUGAGCUGCAUGGAGGUGGCAGCGGCGCUGUUACCCGCUGGAAUCCGCCGACCGCUCAGCCCGAGAGGCCGCUGAGCAUCGUAGACGAGUCCUGGGAGAUGCUGGACCCCAACCCGGACUUGAGGUCCAUGUUUCUGGAGUUCAACGACAUGUUCUUCUGGGGAAAACUCAAUGGAGUGGAGGUCAAGUGGAGCCCGAGAAUGACUCUGUGUGCCGGUGUGUGUUCUUAUGAAGGCCGAGGCGGACUCUGUUCGAUCCGGCUCAGCGAGCCUCUGCUGAAGCUGAGGCCCAGAAAAGAUCUGGUUGAGACUCUCCUCCAUGAAAUGAUCCACGCGCUCCUGUUUGUGACCCAGAACGAUCGAGACAGAGACGGACACGGACCCGAGUUCUGCAAACACAUGAACAGGAUCAACAAGGCCAGCGGGACCAAAAUCACCAUCUACCACAGCUUCCAUGAUGAAGUCGACGUCUACAGGCAGCACUGGUGGCGAUGCAAUGGGCCCUGCCAGAACCGCAAGCCUUACUUUGGGUAUGUGAAGAGGGCCAUGAACCGGGCCCCGUCCUCUCUGGACCCCUGGUGGGAGGACCACCGGAGGUCAUGCGGUGGGACUUACACUAAGGUCAAAGAGCCUGAAGGAUACGGGAAAAAAACCAAGAAGACCUCAGAGAAGAAGACAGCAGGAAAUGGGAAGCUUUCAGAAACAGUCAAAGCUUCUGGAUCUCAGGACAUCAGGAGCGUCGUCCCUUUCAGUGGGAGAGGCUUCCUGCUGGGAGGGAAGUCCCAAAUCUCCUCCUCUUCCUCUCCAUCUCGCUCGCCAUCAGUGAACUCUUCAUCCAGCUCCAUCUCCUCUCCAGUUCGCUCUGGCUUAUCGGACCAAACCAACUCCAUCUCAAACGCCCGACCCUCUUUCGGAGUAAAACCUCCAGCGAAGAGAUCCGUCGGAAACACCAGAGUGUUCGUCAACGUUAACGGCUCGCCGGUUAAAGUUCCCAAAUCUCAGGGAGAGAGGAUGAAACAAGCUUCCAUUCAGGAUCUGUUCAACAGCGCCACCAUCAGGAACUCAGGAGAAACCACAGAGGCUUCUGCGUCCUCUACAUCCAACUCCAGUUUGCAGCUUUCGCCUCUGAAACCAGCAGCACCCGAAGGCGGCGCUGCAACGCCGGCUCAGUCCAAGUAUUUCAGCGACUCUGGCGUUCAAAAUGGAGGUCAGGCGUCGAGGAAAAGGUCGCGGGACGACCGAAGCAGCUCAGCCAGGAUCUUUGAUUUCUUUGAGAAGACAUUGAGCAGCAGCUCAGCAGCAGCGAGGGAGCCAGGAAAGAUGCCGACGGCGUCUGCCGCCACCUCAACAUCGGUUCACAGCGGGAGCCCCUCCUCUUCUUCAUCUUCCUCCUCUUCCUCCUCUUCAGUGAUGAUGGUCAGCUGUCCUGUCUGCCAGGCUAAAAUUCAGGAGCAAAAAAUUAACGAGCAUCUUGACUCCUGUCUUUCUUGAAUGACUUUUUAAUUAAAAACUCUGAAUUCUGACUUUAUUUUCAUAAUUUAGAUAUUUUUCUCAAAAUUCUGAUUUUCAUUUUCUCAGAAUUUAGAUUUUGUUUUUUUGUUUUCAGAAUUUUGACUUUAAUAUUCUGAAAUCACUUCAGAACUCUGAGAAAAUAGUCAGAAAUCUGAUUUUAUGACAUCUGUCUCAUGAAUCUGAUUUCAAUCUCUGAAAUCUGACUUUAAUCUCACAAUUCAGCCAAAAUUUUUUCACAAGAUUUUGACUUUAACCUCAGAAUGUUUUACUUUUUUUCCCAGAAGAUUUUAACUGCAACCUCAGAAUUUUGACUUUAAUGUUCAGAGAUCAAAAUUCUAAGAAAAAAAGUCUUGAUUCUUUUUUUUGUGUUUUUUGGUGGCCCUAAUUGCCUUCCGUAGAUUUCAGCUUCUUGUUGCCUUUCAGCUUUGAUGCCUUGGGAUGUUUGUUGGUUCUCAUCUUCUCUCCUGUAGAAAUAACGUCAGUGAAGCUGAAUGUUUUACGAUGCAAAUCAGUUCUGCAGAACCAACUCAGGUCUGAGCUCUUUCAGUUUUACUGCCUUCACAAUUAACAAAUAAUUGACGUUUUAAAGAUGGCCGCCGUGUGCAGACCACGGAAAGCUCCUCUGAGGAUUGUGGGGGUUUAUUUGCGCCUCUGCCCUUCACUUUCCAGCUGCGUCAGGAGAAUCAGGUUUCACUGUCGUCGGCUUUUCAUUUCUGCACGUCUUCCUGUUUCCACUGCAGAGGAAAAUGAUCGAUGAUGUUUGUCUCUGAUAUUUCUGCAGGAAAUAAACAGAGAACAGUUUAUUGCUUCACUUUGUAUUUAUAGUCGUUUUGUUUUUAUGUGUGUUUUAAAGACAGUUCUAAUGUAAAGUAUUCUAAGCUUUCCAUUGCCAAAUAAAUCAUUUUAUUGAUUAAACUAAA